Molecule: messenger RNA, 1725 nt
Organism: Melanotaenia boesemani (Boeseman's rainbowfish)
Lineage: Eukaryota; Metazoa; Chordata; Actinopteri; Atheriniformes; Melanotaeniidae
Product: potassium voltage-gated channel subfamily A member 10
Exons: 1
Coding region: 1-1689 (562 amino acids)
Biological process (GO): protein homooligomerization; potassium ion transmembrane transport
Cellular component (GO): membrane; voltage-gated potassium channel complex
Molecular function (GO): protein binding; delayed rectifier potassium channel activity
Source: RefSeq, a predicted model, not a curated record
AUGGAGGUGCCACUUGUUAAUUUUGAAAACAUGGAUGAUGUUGGCAUCAACCUGGGGGACCCAAGUGACUCUGGGUACCCAACCUCACCCACCUCAGAGGCACCUGAUCAGAACCUUUUAACUCACCGCCUGACGUCUCCUCAGCAAUCGCCACGUAGAGGACGACGUGGGUAUCAAUCUGGUCAAGAUGGGCUGUCACCUUCCACCCCUCCAACUCUGACCUCUAAGGCGAACACAAGCAGCAGCAGCCUGAUCUCUAAUCUCAAGCUGCUGAUCAACAGCGAGUCUCCUACUGACAGCGUCUUCAGUAAAGUGCCGAAGGAUUACUAUGAAAAUGAAGAUCUGUUUGAAAAACACUGCUUAGAUGAGAAAGAUGAGAAAAUUGUCAUCAAUGUUUCAGGCUUGAUGUUUGAAACCCAGCUCAGCACCCUGAGUAAGUUUCCAGAGACACUGCUGGGUGACCCUAUGAAAAGGAUAAGUUACUUUGACCCAAUGAGAAAUGAGUAUUUUUUUGACAGAAACCGCCCAUCUUUUGACGGGAUUCUCUACUACUAUCAGUCAGGGGGGAGAAUCCGCAGACCAGCCAAUGUUCCUCUAGAUGUUUUUGCAAAUGAAAUGGUUUUCUAUGAGCUGGGUAAUGAAGCGAUGGAGCAGUUCCGUGAAGACGAAGGGUUUAUCAGAGAACCUGAAGUCCUUUUGCCCACCAAUGAACUGCGGCGGCAAUUCUGGCUCCUGUUUGAAUACCCAGAGAGCUCCAGUGCAGCCAGAUCUGUAGCUCUGGUUUCUGUGCUUGUCAUCGUCAUUUCCAUCUUUAUCUUCUGUUUGGAGACUCUGCCAGAGUUCAGGGAUGACAGAGACUUUCCCCCAGGUUUCAUCUCAAUGCUUAAUGGCACCCAAGACAAUUCCCUUCAUCCCGCCACUAAAGAUGCGAUGGCAUAUCUCACUGAUCCAUUUUUCAUUGUGGAGACUAUUUGCAUAAUUUGGUUCUGCUUUGAAGUUGGCGUCCGUUUUGUGGUGUGCCCCAGCAAAAGUGAUUUCUUCAAUAACAUCAUGAAUAUCAUUGACAUAGUGUCUAUAAUUCCCUACUUUGUAACCCUGGGAACCGAGCUGGCUACCACGCCUGAUGAAGAUUUGAACUCAGGUCAGAACAUGUCUUUAGCCAUCCUGAGGAUCAUCCGACUAGUGAGAGUCUUCAGAAUUUUUAAGCUCUCUCGACACUCCAAGGGUCUUCAGAUAUUGGGUCAGACACUGAAAGCCAGCAUGAGGGAACUGGGGCUCCUAAUCUUCUUCCUCUUCAUAGGAGUCAUCCUUUUCUCAAGUGCCAUCUACUUUGCAGAAGUGGAUGAGCCCCAGACGCAGUUCGUUAGUAUCCCUGAUGGCUUCUGGUGGGCUGUGGUGACAAUGACCACUGUUGGUUACGGAGACAUGUGCCCCAUCACCAUGGGAGGCAAAAUGGUCGGCACUCUCUGUGCCAUUGCUGGUGUCCUGACCAUUGCCUUGCCCGUCCCUGUCAUUGUCUCCAACUUUAACUAUUUCUACCACCGUGAGACAGAACAAGAGGAAAAACAGGUGAUGGAUGCAGCAGCAGAGGCUGCACAGAAGAUGUCAGCCGCUAACAAGUAUGGAAGCAGCCUAUCAUUAAACAAAACUAAUGGCACCUGGCAGAAUGACAAAAACGGUAUGCACUGAUGGAAGAACUGAAACAUUUGCCCUUAUGAAAAACAC